AUGGAGGCAAUAAAGAUAAAGGUGGAUGAUUUGCCUGAUAUUUUCAAAAACUACACGGAUUUUGAGAACUACAUUCCUGUUCCCGAUGUGUCACCUUGUCUACCAUUCAUUAACAGUCAUUCCAACAAUGUUGUAAUUGCUGUUUUCAAUAGCCUGGUGUGCUUCCUCGCUGUGACAGGGAACAUUAUCGUAAUGACUGUCCUACUUUAUAAUCAACAGACCAUCUCAUCCACAGAUAUCUACCUGCUUCAUCUGGCAGUGGCUGACCUGCUCUUUGCCAUGACCUUGCCUUUUUGGGCAGUGGAUGCUGUAUCCGGCUGGGUGUUUGGUGAUACCAUGUGUAAAAUCAUCAGCAUGUUACAGGAAGUUAACUUCUACAGUGGGAUUUUAUUGCUAGCUUGUAUCAGUAUUGAUCGCUAUCUGUCCAUUGUCCAUGCCACACUAGCCCACAAACAGAAGAGACCAUUUCUAAUUAAGCUGAUUUGUGCUACUGUUUGGGGGUUAGCCAUUGCUUUGUCUUUACCUAUUCUGUUCAAAGGUGAAUAUAAACCCGAGGGCUUCAACAGAAUUAUAUGUCAUGAGCUGCUUGAUGGUGCAUCAGCUGAAAAAUGGAGAGUGAUCACUCGGCUUUUGAGGCAUGUAAUUGGAUUUCUUAUCCCAUUGGCCGUCAUGGUUUUCUGCUACAGUGUGACGAUUUGGAAACUGUGUCAAACUAGGGGGUUUCUGAAACAUAAAGCCAUGAAAGUUAUCAUCGUGGUGGUGUUGGCUUUUCUCAUUUGUUGGUUCCCACACAAUAUCACUGUGUUCAUUGACACACUGAUGAGGAGCAAACUCAUUGCUGAGACUUGUAACUUCCGCAAUAAUGUCGACCAGGCUCUGUCUGCAACUCAGAUCUUGGGGUUUCUGCACAGUUGCAUUAAUCCAAUCUUAUACGCAUUCAUUGGGGUGAAAUUCAGGAGUAACCUGAUCAAACUCCUGGUUUCAAAAGGAAUCAUUGAACAAAAUGAAAAAUCACAUGAAAGAUCGAUACCCAUCUCUGUCUCUGAAUUCACUUCAGUCAACAUAUAG
Messenger RNA from Hemiscyllium ocellatum (epaulette shark), 1068 nucleotides. Its product is annotated as C-X-C chemokine receptor type 2-like. The record is from RefSeq and is a predicted model, not a curated record. The transcript has a single exon. Lineage: Eukaryota; Metazoa; Chordata; Chondrichthyes; Orectolobiformes; Hemiscylliidae. Gene Ontology annotation, biological process: G protein-coupled receptor signaling pathway; neutrophil chemotaxis; immune response. Gene Ontology annotation, molecular function: C-X-C chemokine receptor activity. Gene Ontology annotation, cellular component: membrane. Bases 1 to 1068 code for a protein of 355 amino acids.